Molecule: messenger RNA, 369 nt
Organism: Asparagus officinalis (garden asparagus)
Lineage: Eukaryota; Viridiplantae; Streptophyta; Magnoliopsida; Asparagales; Asparagaceae
Product: antifungal protein ginkbilobin-2-like
Exons: 1
Coding region: 1-369 (122 amino acids)
Source: RefSeq, a predicted model, not a curated record
AUGAGCAAGGCUGCCGCCAUAGUUGCAGUUCUUGUGAGCUCAUGGCUAGUUCUUGCAUAUUCUGUGCCAACAGAAGUUGGAUGCGGCGAAACCUACGACCCCAACGCCGAGCCUAAGUACGCCGCUAACGUUAACACCAUCAUCGAGAGCAUGCGUGUAUCGACAGCAAGCGCUCCGGACAGGGUGUUUACCGCAUAUUUGACGGGUCCUAACGUAUACGGGCGUUCUGCGUGCUCAGCGGAUGCUUCGGUGACUCAAUGCACGGCAUGUCUCACUCUGGCGGUGAAUGAUAUGAGGAACAUAUGCGGUACUACAAGAGGCGGGAGUGGUUCUCGGCCUGUCUGCAACAUGGAAUAUGGACCUUACUGA